This is a messenger RNA of Saccostrea cuccullata (small rock oyster), 3993 nucleotides long. RefSeq lists its product as uncharacterized. The coding region runs from base 1 to 3993 and encodes 1330 amino acids. Gene Ontology annotation, biological process: DNA repair; telomere maintenance. Lineage: Eukaryota; Metazoa; Mollusca; Bivalvia; Ostreida; Ostreidae. The transcript has a single exon. Gene Ontology annotation, molecular function: DNA helicase activity. The record is from RefSeq and is a predicted model, not a curated record.
AUGAUCAGGCAGCUGGGUUUACCCACUUGGUUCUGUUCAUUUUCUGCAGCGGAAACAAAAUGGACACCCUUACUUAAAACACUAGGAGAGCUUAUUGAUAAUGUGACCUACACGGAAGAGGAAAUCAAAGAAAUGAGCUGGGAACACAAAAGUAAACUCAUAAAGUCUGACCCAGUAACAUGUACAAGAUAUUUUGACUUCAGAUUCAACAAAUUCUUUGCAGAAGUAUUGAGUCACAAAACAAACCCUGUAGGCUUUAUUGAAGACUUCUUCUACAGGAUUGAGUUCCAGCAGAGAGGCUCUCCUCAUGUGCAUAUGCUUCUGUGGAUUAAAGAUGCUCCAUCUGUUCAAACCCACUCGUACAAAGAAGUAGCUCAAUUCAUUGACAAGUACGCAACUUGUGAAAAGCAUGGGGCAGAUGACUUCCUGAUAAAUUACCAGACACAUCGUCAUGCAAGGACUUGUAUGAAAAAGAAUAAACCAAUAUGUAGAUUUCAGUUCCCCAUACCCCCAAUGUCUCAAACUGUUGUACUGACACCACUAGAUGAUGAUGAUGAACAUUUCUCAACAGCUGCAAUGUCUUACCAGAAAAUUGUAGAUUACCUCAAUUCAUCAAAGUUUAGAGAGUCUGAAAUUGAAAUGACUUUUCAAGACUUUUUAUUAGAAUUGCAAAUGAAUGAAGAGUGCUACAUCAGGGCAGUCAGAUCAACUUUGAAACAAGAAAAAGUUUUUUUGAAGCGAAAACCCAAUGAAGUGAGAAUUAAUGCUUACAAUACUGUUCUUCUUCAGAGCUGGCAAGCAAAUAUGGACAUUCAGUUCAUUUUAGAUGCAUAUGCGUGUGCUACUUACAUAGUGUCCUACAUUUCUAAAGGUCAGAGAGGAAUGUCCAACCUGCUGCGACAUGCCUGUGAAGAAGCAAGACAGAAUGACUCUGAUAUUCGCCAACAAGUGAGGCGUAUAGGAAACAAGUUUCUUUCUCACGUUGAGAUAGGUGCUCAAGAAGCAGUAUAUCUAGUACUUCAAAUGCCAUUGCGCCAUACAUCAAGGUCUGUGACUUUUAUUAGUACUGCUCCGAUAGAUGAACGUGUUGUGUUAUUGAAACCUAGACAUGUUUUAGAAGAGCUGAAAGAGGGCAGUACAGAUAUUGAAGCUGGCAAUAUCACAAAACUGUAUCAACAACGCCCAAAAGCUCUUGAAGGAAUCUGUCUUGCUGAUUUUGUCUCUUGGUUUCAUGUAAAGUAUCACAAGGAGAAAAUCAAACAGAACACUUCAGAAGAAUUGCCUGAAAAUGAGCCAGAUGAAGAGACUUCUGAUGAUGCAAUAUCUGUCACAAUAGAUUCAUGUGUAUUUGCUCAGAGUUACAUGUUCAGAAAUGGUACAGAAAUUGUCAAAAGAAAAAAAACCAUGGUUUUAAGAUGGGUAAAUUUUGAUGUUGAAACAGACAGCGAGAAACAUUAUCGUGAACUUCUAAUGUUAUUUACUCCAUGGAGAAAUGAAGAAAAAGAUUUGAUCAGUAAAUACGAGUCUUUUGAAGCAAGAUACAGAGCUUGUGAAAUUCAAAUUCAACAGAAGCUUUCUGAGUAUCAGCAAGGGGGAAAGGCUUUGAAUGAUAUAGAAAAGGUGCUUUUAAAUGUAGAUGCAGAGGAUUUGUGUACAGAUUUUAUUGCACCAGCAAAAGAACAUGAGGAAGAAAUGGAUAGAGAAGAAGGAUCAACACUUUCAAGUAAAUGGGGUUGUUUUGAUCCUGGAAAACAUGCACCAGAUUAUGACAUAGGCCUAGAGCUUGGAAUUCAACGGAAAAAUCUGGAUGAGGAAAUUUCCCAAAUGGGGGAAAUGGAGGACAUACCAUACAGGGAAAUGUUAAGAAACCUUAAUCAACAGCAAAGGGAAUUCUUUUAUCAUGUGUUACACUGGCUGAAAACCAAGAAAGAGCCUUUGUACGCUUUUUUGUCUGGUGGAGCAGGAGUUGGAAAGAGCGUUCUAACACGAGCCCUUUAUCAAGCCUUGCUAAAAUUUUAUUCUCACCAAGUUCAUGAAAAUCCAGACAAUUUGCAUGUUCUUCUCUGUGCACCAACUGGAAAGGCAGCUCAUAACAUAAAUGGGUCUACAAUUCAUGCAGCAUUCUGCAUUCCAGUCGGUAGAGGAUUUGCUUACAAACCAUUAGACAUGCAACAAUUGAAUACUAUGCGUACUCGAUACAUGAACCUAAAGGUAAUCUUCAUAGAUGAAAUUUCCAUGGUUGGUCAUGGCAUGUUUAACUUUGUAAACCUUAGACUGCAAGAAAUUAAAGGAUGCACAUUGCCCUUUGGAGGACUAAGUGUUGUUGCAGUAGGCGACCUGUUUCAGCUGAAACCUGUCAUGGAUGGUUGGAUUUUUUCUCAGCCUAAUAAAGAGUAUGGUCCAUUGGCAGCAAAUUUGUGGAGAGACAAUUUCAAACUGUUUGAAUUAACCAUAAUUAUGCGCCAAAGGGAUGACAGGAUAUUUGCUGAAUUACUGAAUAGAUUGCGAGAAGGAAAUCAAACAGAACAAGACAUUACUGUACUAUAUCAAUGUGUGAAGUCUGAGACUGCAGAUACACAAAAUAUACCCCAUUUGUUUACCACAAGAAAUGAAGUACAGUCAUACAAUAACAAAAUAUAUGACAUGGCAGAUGAUUUGCAGAAAAUCAGUGUAAAUGCUAUAGACUGGGUUAUUGGAGCAUCUGAAGAAGCUGUAAAAUCCAAAGUGUUAGCAAGAGUUCCUGAUGAUUCUGCCAGAACACUGGGGUUAUCAUCUGUAUUGUGUUUGGUUAUUGGAGUUCCAGCUGAAAUAACCAAUAAUGUUAAUGUUCAAGAUGGAAUCACAAAUGGUGCAUCAUGUACAGUUAAACUCUUUGAUUAUCGCGUGCAAGGAUCAACAAGGUGUAGCAUCGUUUGGGUGCAAUUUGAUGAUGAAAACAUUGGGAAGGAGUUGCGCAAGGAAUAUGCAAGACUAUUCAAAGGUGAAAUUGAAAAAACUUGGACACCGAUAUUAGAAAUAACAAGGCAAUUUCAAAUUCAGAUGAAUGGUACAUAUCAUGUUAAACGAAGACAGUUUCCUCUAAGGUUAGGGGCUGCCAAAACUAUUCACAAAGCACAAGGCUCAACUAUGAAGUCUGCAGUUAUAAAUUUUGGAACAAGAAAAAAUGACCAUAUGCAUUAUGUGGGACUCAGUAGGGUUACACAUAUUGAGAACCUACACAUCACAAAUUUGAAUGAAAAAAAGAUUUCACUGUCACCAGCUGUGUUAGAAGAGAUGAACAGGCUUAGAUGUGAGGGAAAGAUGGAAAUGUGUAUUGAUAAUUUGGGUAGAAAGGACCCUCAAUCUACAGUUUUAACAUCAUUCAACAUAAGAUCACUUCAUAAGCACAAGGAUGAUUUGGAGAAGGAUUUCAACCUUAUGAGUUCAGACGUAUUAGCAAUUUCUGAAACAAGACUUAUCGAAACUGAUGAUGCUGACACACUUUCUUUGCCAGGAUAUACAAUGUAUAGGUUUGAUUCUCCACAACAUAGCAACCAACGACCAUCAUAUGGUCUUGCUUUUUAUGUGAAGGAAUCAUUAACUGUUCAAAAAAUCACCAAAAGAGGAGAACAGAAUAUUCAAAUCUUUUCCUUGCUUAUUGAAAUUCGCAGCGGAAAGUUAUUGUUAUUUAUGUUUUUGUAUAUCCCACCAAAGGCCAAUCUGAAAACUGUGAAAAACAUGCUUCAAAAUAUGUUUCAAGACUGUUUGAAAGAUUCCAACCAUGUUGUAUUGACUGGAGACUUCAAUGCUGACAAUCUUUCAUCACAAGCAGGAAACAUCAUUGAAUUCAUGUCCCACUUCAAUUUAAGAUACCUACCUACAGGUUCCACAACUGACUAUGAAUCUGCACUUGAUCACAUAUACACAAACAUUCCUGAAACUCAAAUUCAAAGUUGGGGGACACUUGAGGCUUACUUUUCAGAUCAUAAGCCCCUGUAUAUUGCACUGACAUAA